This is a messenger RNA of Sporothrix schenckii 1099-18, 207 nucleotides long. RefSeq names its product small subunit ribosomal protein S28e. NCBI's taxonomy places the organism in Eukaryota, Fungi, Ascomycota, Sordariomycetes, Ophiostomatales, Ophiostomataceae. The record is from RefSeq and is a predicted model, not a curated record. The coding region runs from base 1 to 207 and encodes 68 amino acids. The transcript has a single exon.
AUGCACGGCUCUCGCCUCCAAUUCUCGCCGUCGUGUUCCACACUGCCCGCCCAUGCCGUGACGGCCGACGCGAAGGUCACAGCGCAGCCGGAGUGCGUUGCCCCUGGCGUCUUCCCUCCCCGCCUUUCUGGCAUUGACCUGCGGAUAUCAAUUCGAUUGUCGACAAUCGAUUGGAUCACCUCGGCUCUCGUGCGGCGACCCGGUUGA